Limulus polyphemus (Atlantic horseshoe crab) is the source of this 2633-nucleotide messenger RNA. Its product is annotated as regulation of nuclear pre-mRNA domain-containing protein 1B-like. Lineage: Eukaryota; Metazoa; Arthropoda; Merostomata; Xiphosura; Limulidae. Gene Ontology annotation, molecular function: RNA polymerase II complex binding. The transcript has 7 exons. Gene Ontology annotation, cellular component: RNA polymerase II, holoenzyme. The record is from RefSeq and is a predicted model, not a curated record. Gene Ontology annotation, biological process: mRNA 3'-end processing. The coding region runs from base 58 to 1032 and encodes 324 amino acids.
GCAUUCAGAGUGCAAGAAGCCAUUACCUUAAGCCUUAAAAUUGUAAAAUAGUGAAAAAUGUCGGGAUUUACUGAUGCUGCUUUAGAGAAAAAACUUGCUGAGUUGAAUUGUUCUCAACAGAGUAUUCAAACGUUGUCUCUGUGGUUAAUUCAUCAUAGAAAGCACCAUAAAACUAUUGUUCAAGUUUGGUAUCGUGAGCUUUUAAAAGCAAAACCAAGUCGAAAGCUGACAAUGAUGUACUUAGCUAACGAUGUGAUUCAAAACAGCAAGAAGAAGGGACCAGAAUUUUCAAGGGAAUUUUUGUCUGUUCUUUGCAAAGCUUUUCAUAAUGUGACAGAUGUCCCAGAUGAAAAGACCCAAAUAGGUGUAAAGAAGAUUUUGAAAGUUUGGGAAGAUAGAAAUGUGUACAACAACAAUGAUAUUGAAGAAUUCCGUAAAGCCACACAACAUCAUACUGAACAGAUUUGGACUACAGAAAUAGAACCUCCAGUGAAGAAAAUAAAACCAAUCCCUGAAGAAAAGGAUCAAGUUCAUUCUUUACCUCCUGGAGAUCCACCAGAUGUAAGUGUUCUCACAGAACCUGAAGAGUUAAUCAAAGCACUUCAAGAUCUAGAAAAUGCUGCUUCUUCUGAUGCAGUAGUUCGGGAAAAAAUUGCAAACCUUCCACCUGAGGUUUCUGAUGUGUCACUGUUAGAAAAGUUGGAUGAUAAGGAGGCAGCAGAUAAAUUGUCAAAACAGGUGGAUGAAGCAUGCUCUUUAUUGGAUGACUACAACAGCCGCCUACAGCAGGAAUUAGAAGAUCGGAAACAAGUAGCCAAGAUGUUGAAUGAUUAUACAUAUGCACAGAGAAAUGCAUUAGCUUUAGCUGAACAAAAACUUGAGGAAUACAGAGAAAAACUUCAAAAAGUAACAAGAGUACAAAAUGAAUUGAAAUCACACCUUCAAAAUCUCCCAGACCUGACUCUGCUUCCAAAUGUUACUGGAGGCUUAGCUCCACUACCCUCUGCUGGAGACCUUUUCAGUCAUCACUGAACCAGCAUUUAGAUUAAUUUUGUAGUUAAUGUAUAGAACAAGACUAUAUUCAAGUCACGUGAACCAAUUUAAAAAUAUUAAUUUAAGAAAAAUAUGAUUAAAAACAGGGUAAGCUUAAACAGUUGAUAAUACUUGUUGGUAAAAUCAUGAGGUUCCUUUUACAUAUCUUUUAGUACUCAUAGAACAUAACCAAAAGUGAGGGACUGGACACAACAUGAAGUCCUUAAAUUUCAUUGUAAGUCUUACAAAAAAAGGGUACAUUAGCAUAAAUACAGAGAUGUACAACAGUUUAUAUGCACACUUUGCACCACAAACAAAGCUUUAUUACAAAGAUAAAAACAAUACCAUUAAAAAAUGCUGAUACGUGUCUGAGAUGAAGUAGAAACACAUAUUAGAUUAUUAGAAACAUAAACUGGUGCUUAUGCAAAUUCUUAUAAAAAAUUAAGAAAUUGUUAUUGUAAAUUCACAAUAACAGAUACAAUUAUCAUUUGUAUACAAAUUUUUUAAAAAUUGGCAAAAUACAUGAGCUUGGAAGAAUAAUAUGUUGCUUAACUUAAAAAGAACCAAUCUUGGUAGCUUCUAAUUUAGUCAUAAGCAACUCUUUUUUUUUUUUUUUCUUAUAGCUGUACAGUAUUUUGUUUGUGCCUCAGUUAUCAUAGGCUUGUGUUUUUUAAUGUAUUUUUUGUAGUUAAAUAUGAUUCUGACAUCAAACUUAAUGAGGUUUCACUGCUUUUCAAGAAGUGUUUUAUGGUUGAUAAUUUGCAGCGUGAUCUAAAUCUUAGAAAAUGAUUAUUUUGUACUUUGGGAAUUUGAACUCCAUAAUCUUCAAAAGAUAGGUAGUAUUUUAACCUUCAUCAGCACACCUUUGAAAGGUUACGUUAUGGAACACCUGGAUUAGAAAAAAGGAUUAGAAAAAACCUUGAAAAUUCAAAAUCCUCUGACCUUAUAUGUAUCCAUACCUAUCUCCGAGUUAUCCAGUAAGAUGAAAAUUUAAAGAAAUGACCAAUGUUUCCUCUUUUUCUCAAGAUACAGCAAAGCAAUUAAUGGUCACAGAUCAUGAGACAUAAUCACGAAAUUAUAUUGCAUUUAAAACUUAUAAUAAUGGCAUAAACAUUAAUAAAGUCAACCUUUGUCCCUCUUCAUUAUUCUAUGUUACAUGAUGAACAAUGCAUGAAACACUUCUUUAAAUUAACUUUGAUAUAAAUUAAACCAAGACUUAAAUACAUUGUCAGUAUGACGUAUUCACAAUAUGUAAGGAUAUAUUUGAAAGCUAAAACGUACUAUUAAUAAAUUUCCUAGUUCAGGGAAAAGUGAAAAAAUUAAUCAACUGUUAUUUACUAAAUGCUAACAAGUCAUACAAUAGAAGGUAAAAAAUGACACAGUAUGUGGUAAUGCUGCUUAUUCUUCAUUAUAAGUGUAAUUUAUUAUAUCCAAUGUGAACAUGAACUGGCAAAUAGUACAUGUAGUAUGACCAGUGUCACUUUUAUAUCAAUUUAUUUAUUAGGACGCAUUUUUAACACCAGAAUACAAUGCUUUAAUAAAAGUUGUAAUGCCAUUAGUUUUUGAAAUUUCAAACCAGAGCUUAUUGUUACAGUCAUUUU